Biomphalaria glabrata is the source of this 2353-nucleotide messenger RNA. RefSeq lists its product as uncharacterized. The record is from RefSeq and is a predicted model, not a curated record. Lineage: Eukaryota; Metazoa; Mollusca; Gastropoda; Planorbidae. Bases 101 to 862 code for a protein of 253 amino acids. The transcript is spliced from 4 exons.
UUGAACAUUGACUCAGGCAAGGGAGAGAAGUCUCCGUUGGCUUGAUGUCUUUAGGCUAAAACGAAGGAAGAGAUUUUCUAGAUCAUAGGUUGAUGUCGAAAUGUCGAAACUUUUAAGAAAAAAUGUAAUAAUUCUAUUCUGUCAAUUAUUUGUUUUUCUUGGUGUUUCUUCACUUAACAACGUUAGUUUGAAAUUCGUCAGACAUGUCCCGGUCUACAGCUGGCCCCGUCCUAUAGCCCAGAGUAUGAGAGUGACGUCACGUCUGUCCUGCGCUAUCCAAUGUCUUGAAAGGUACCCCAGCAGUUGUCAUGGUUAUCUGUACAACGGAACUAGUCAAUUGUGUACUCCUUGUUCCGGAUUAUCUCCCCAUUCACAGCCGCAGUUCUCUUUAGGCUUAGGAGAUUUCUAUUUUCAUGAGUCUUGUGAUUCUUAUCCAGAUUUUAAAAUCCACACAUUGGUAAAUGGUACCAUCACAGUGUCAGCCUACGCUGCCUACUUUAAGUACCCUCCUAGGAACUACACGCAAGCUCAAGUCAUAUGUCAAAGUAUGAAUGCGCAUUUGUUUGUGGCCAGAUCGGUAGAAAAAUUUUAUCUCUUCCUGUCUAUUGGAGACAAUACUCUCGGCGACUGGAUAGGUCUGGAUGACCUGGCGAAUGAAGGUCAUUUUGUCUGGAUAGAUAAUGGUGAAGAAAUAAACCCACUGUUGAAGCCCCUUUUGUUUGAUAUCUACCAACCAGACAACGCCAAUGGAAAUGAAGAUUGUGUUUAUAAAAGAAGUUUAACAGAUCCACAUUCCCUGACACUUAAUGACGCUCCAUGUGCUUCAAAUAUUUCGUACAUAUGUGAGAACCCUCGUUGCUGAUCAAUACACAAUGUUUAUAUUUCGUACAUAUGUGAGAACCCUCGUUGCUGAGCAAUACACAAUGUUUCUACCUAGAGAAAGGCACAAUCAUAGAUAUAUAUAUAUAUAUAUUACAUUCCUAUUACGUCUAGUCGGAGGCGGCCUUAGCAGGGGCUUUGGGCGAGUGUCAGACACACUGAAUUGCGUCAAUCUUCUGCACGUAAAAUUUGGACUAAAUCCAAGCAGCACUUCAAGCCUGUAGUUCAAUGUUAGUCAACUCUUGAAGUUGUAUAGAAAUGCAAUGGUUGAAGCUGUUCAAAUGUUUUUUUCUAUUGCUUUUGAUUUACUCUCGCUAAGAAAUAUCCUGUUCUGAAUGCCUCCUCAGGUGAAGAUGUCGAUUCGUCGUUAUUCUCAUAGUCAAAUCAUUUGUUUUUUUUUUCUUGCGCCUGAAUGUUCGUUCCUUGAACAUUUGCAUUGCCAGCGACAGUCAACACCCUGACUUUUUUCCUUUGAUAGCGUAGCGCUUUAUCACUUUGGAGGCCACACCUCGCCGUGUUUUUGACAGUGAUUUGGUUGCUACUUCUUCUUCUUCUUCGUUCUCAUUGUUAUGUUUGAGCGUUCAGAUGACUAGACCAAUAUGUGAGAUGAACUGCGCAGUGGUUUCCGAAUCAGGAAGCUCCUUGCCGGCUGAGACUUCCAUCAUCCUUGCCGGCUGAGGCUUCCAAAAUAUGAAGUAACAAGUUUCCAUGACAACUGGUCUCUGGUUUCCAAAGGUGGAGGUGACAAGGGAAUCUUCAAUCACGUGUCCCCCCUCUCAGGCGCGGGGCUGUUACCCCACUUGCCCCUCUCAGGCGCGGGGCUGUUACCCCACUUGCCACCCCCUAAGGCCGCCUCUACAUAUAAGUAAUCAUAUAGUAUAGAGAACAGAUUUAAAUUUAUUUGCUAAGUGUGCUAUUUAUUGAGCAGUAACAAGUUUACAAUCGUCAAGCAUAAUUAUUAAUCCUCCAUUUGUUUACCUUGACACUUGAAGAAUUCUUUGAAAUUCAAAAGAAGUAAUUUAUAAACGACAGAAAAGAGAAAAAUGUAGAUCGAGAUAUCAAAUCUAAACAAAUCUAAAGAAAUGUAGGGAUGUUUUAUAAAGAACAAAUGAAUUAAGAUCAGCCCAUAGUCCGCCAUGCAUGUAGAUUGGCUGGUUUCAACGUUUCAGAACUUGACUAUCAGAAGCUAGAAACUCAAUUCUACCCACAAUCCUCCAGACAGAAUGUUUUGGAUUGCCUACGAUCACUUACUCCGCUUGUUGCCAGGUUACGUUCAGCGUGAAGAUUGCAUGAGUUUCUACAGGUAGACAAAGAGAUGUAUGUCACCAUGGGAUUGUGGGCUGAUGACGAAGGAAAGGAUUGCAAGAACAUUAUUUGAACAUUGGACAACACAGACAUAACCAAGAGACAUACAAGGAUCUUUCUUUGUAAAUAUAAUCUCCCUUAUAUUAGUAUUAUUUCAAAAGAUAUUAAU